Messenger RNA from Choloepus didactylus (southern two-toed sloth), 2033 nucleotides. RefSeq names its product cytosolic beta-glucosidase. The transcript has 5 exons. Lineage: Eukaryota; Metazoa; Chordata; Mammalia; Pilosa; Megalonychidae. The coding region runs from base 69 to 1478 and encodes 469 amino acids. The record is from RefSeq and is a predicted model, not a curated record. Gene Ontology annotation, molecular function: hydrolase activity, hydrolyzing O-glycosyl compounds. Gene Ontology annotation, biological process: carbohydrate metabolic process.
UUAAUAGCACAACUUCUCUGACUUCUCUGGCUAAAGGACUCGGGUCCCAGGUUGCCGUCUCUGAAACCAUGGCUUUUCCUGCAGGAUUUGGCUGGGGGGCAGCUACAGCAGCCUAUCAAGUGGAAGGAGGCUGGAAUGCAGAUGGAAAAGGCCCGAGUGUCUGGGACACAUUCACCCAUCAGGGAGGAGAGAGAGUUUUCAAGAACCAGACUGGUGAUGUAGCUUGUGGCAGCUACACUCUGUGGGAGGAAGAUUUGAAAUGUAUCAAACAGCUUGGAUUGACUCAUUACCGCUUCUCUUUAUCCUGGUCACGUCUGUUACCUGAUGGGACGACAGGUUUCAUCAACCAGAAAGGAAUUGACUAUUACAACAAAAUUAUUGAUGAUUUGUUAGCAAAUGGGGUUAUCCCCAUUGUGACCCUCUACUAUUUUGAUUUACCUCAGGCUUUGGAAGACCAAGGAGGAUGGCUGUCAGAGGCAAUCAUUGAAUCCUUCAACAAAUAUGCUCAGUUUUGCUUCAGCACAUUCGGGGAUAGAGUCAAGCAGUGGAUCACCAUAAAUGAUCCUAAUGUUCUUGCCCUGCUAGCAUAUGAUGUUGGUGUAUUUCCUCCAGGUGUGCCACACUUUGGAACUGGAGGUUAUCAAGCAGCUCAUAAUUUGAUUAAGGCUCAUGCCAGAUCCUGGCACAGCUAUGAUUCCUUAUUCCGAAAAGAGCAGAAGGGUAUGGUGUCCAUAGCCUUCUUUUCUGGCUGGGUGGAACCAGCAGAUCCCAAUUCUGUGGCUGACCAGGAAGCUGCUAAAAGAGCCAUUGCCUUUCAGUUGGAUUUCUUUGCUAAACCUAUAUUUAUUGAUGGAGAUUAUCCUGAAGUUGUCAAGUCCCAGGUUGCCUCCAUGAGUAAAAAGCAAGGCUAUCCAUCAUCAAGGCUUCCAGAAUUUACAGAAGAAGAGAAGAGAAUGAUUAAAGGCACUGCUGAUUUCUUUGCUGUGCAGUAUUAUACAACUCGCCUUGUCAAGUACCAGGAAAACAAGAAAGGAGAACUGAGCUUUCUCCAAGAUGUGGAGAUUGAACUUUUUCCAGAUCCAUCUUGGAAAAAUAUAGAUUGGGUCUAUGUGGUACCAUGGGGAAUACGUAAAUUACUGAAAUACAUUGUGGAUACGUAUAAUAACCCUGUAAUUUACAUCACUGAGAAUGGGUUUCCCCAGAGUGACCCUACAACUCUUGAUGACGCUCAGCGCUGGGAGUAUUUCAGACAGACAUUUCAGGAACUGUUCAAAGCUAUCGAAGUUGAUAAAGUCAAUCUUAAAGUAUAUUGUGCAUGGGCUCUUCUGGAUAGCUUUGAGUGGAACCAGGGCUAUAGCAGCCGAUUUGGUCUCUUCCACGUUGAUUUUGAAGAUCCAGAUAGACCCCGAGUCCCUUACACAUCAGCGAAAGAAUAUGCCAAGAUCAUAUGCAACAAUGGUCUAAAAGAAAAUCUGUAGAAAUAGUGACUGGAAAAUAUCACCUGGAGAAGGGGCCUUUUGGAAAGGAAAUCUGCUUUGGUGAUCUCUCAGACAACCUUAAGUUGCCUUUGUAAUCAAUAGCUCUUAGCUGAUGCACGAUUAUGGAGUCUGAAUAUAUAAUGCCUGGGGCUUUACUUAAUACAGGCUUUUAAUCUGCUUGUAUUUGGGUCAAUGAGGUUUUAAAAAAAAAAGUAGAAUAGAAAAACCAUUGAAGUCAAUUUUUAUAUAAAAAAUCAGAUAGAUGAGGAAACUUUCUUUUAAAACUCAGAAUUUUUCUAGAAAAAGUAAUGCAAAACUUGUAAAGAUACUGUCUAUAAUUAGCCUCUGUAGCAGCAUAUCAUUUAUAAGAAUACUUGUUCAUUGCCUAUUUAAAAUUUUUUGCUAUUAUUAUAGUUAUAAAAUUUAUUCAACAAAGGAAUUGAUUGGUAAUCUGUUUAAUACAGUGGAUUUGUUGAUAUAUUUGGUGCACAUUUUAUCCAUGCCUGAAUAAGUACCUCUUUCUCUUGUAUGAUGAUCUUUUGAAAAAUAAAAAGU